AUGGACGGUAAUAAUUAAAAUUAAUUUAUAGAGAACAAAGAGGAGACACCUGUGUAAAUCUAAAAAUAAUCUCAAGAAAGCACAGAAUCACCAGAUGUUGGAGUUGAAUCCGCAGGAUUAUGGUUUUGCCAUUGCUAUAAUAACCCCUGUGUAUUGAAUAAUUAUAUUUAUUUACUCCCUGCACGAUACAGACAACAAUUCAGCAGUUUCAGUUGAUACCAGAGCGAUUCAGUUGCUCCCAGAGCUCAAAGAGGAAGAAUCAUGCAUUCAAUCGUCAAACUUUAUCUGUCGGUUACGGACUUUAUCAGGGGAGAGCAGCCGUCAGAAUGCCAGAGGAUGAUCAACGAAACCACUCGUCUAAUAAAUAAUCCCGUUUUUAUAGAUCUCGGGGAUGGAAAGUGUUUUCGAAAUGAAGUAAUGGGCGACUACGACUACUACGCGGCGAAUCCGCUGUGGAUAAAAAUCCGGUUGGUGUUGUUUUGGAUAUUCUGGGGAGCUCUGAUAUUAGUGAUAAUAUUAUCAGCCUCUACUUAUUUCUGUCUGGCCCCCAGUCUCUGCAGGCCCACGAUCUGAUCUCCAAAUUUUAAUCCAACUAUUUAUUCUACUAUUAAAUAAAUCGAAUAAUCGGAGCGAAUGACUACGUCACUCCUAUUUGACUGAUAACUACUUUUAGCUGUGAAAAAUAUAUUUCGACUGACAACAGCGAUACGAUUAUCAAUCCCACGUCUUUGUUCAAUUUUUUUAAUAAAAUUCAAGAUAUUUAUAGCAAACGAAAAAUUGAACACUUGCGGUAUCAGUAAUUUAUUCCAGAGAGUCACGUAUCAGUGACAGAAAUAGUAUAAGCUCAUUAAAUGAUUAAUUCAUCGCUCAGUAUCCAUUUUUUUUACUGUAUUUUAUUGUUAUUUUUAUUAUGAAUA
Molecule: messenger RNA, 917 nt
Organism: Fopius arisanus
Lineage: Eukaryota; Metazoa; Arthropoda; Insecta; Hymenoptera; Braconidae
Exons: 3
Coding region: 262-573 (103 amino acids)
Source: RefSeq, a predicted model, not a curated record